This is a messenger RNA of Erinaceus europaeus (western European hedgehog), 607 nucleotides long. It is a transcript of the gene RPS27, whose product is annotated as ribosomal protein S27. The coding region runs from base 66 to 320 and encodes 84 amino acids. NCBI's taxonomy places the organism in Eukaryota, Metazoa, Chordata, Mammalia, Eulipotyphla, Erinaceidae. The record is from RefSeq and is a predicted model, not a curated record. Gene Ontology annotation, cellular component: ribosome; cytosolic small ribosomal subunit. Gene Ontology annotation, biological process: translation; ribosomal small subunit assembly. The transcript is spliced from 4 exons. Gene Ontology annotation, molecular function: structural constituent of ribosome; RNA binding.
CGGAUAUAAAGACCAGGAUUUCCGCUUUCGCUCCUUUCCGGCGGUGACAGCCUCCCCACGAGAUCAUGCCUCUGGCGAAAGACCUUCUCCAUCCCUCUCCUGAAGAGGAGAAGCGGAAGCACAAGAAGAAGCGCCUGGUGCAGAGCCCCAACUCUUACUUCAUGGAUGUCAAGUGCCCAGGAUGCUAUAAGAUCACCACCGUCUUUAGCCAUGCACAAACGGUAGUUUUGUGCGUUGGCUGUUCCACUGUCCUCUGCCAGCCUACAGGAGGAAAAGCAAGGCUUACAGAAGGAUGCUCCUUCAGACGGAAGCAGCACUGAAAGCACCCUGAACCAAGAUCAGCGGGAAAUCAUCCCAAUAAAAAGACAUUUUGGGUACAUCCUGUUUAUUGUCUUGCUUACUGCUAGGAAGUUUCCACCUCAAAUAUUGAGGGCAAUGAGAAGAGUGGACUGAUUUGAUUGCUUGAGUCAUUGGAGGCAAGUAAGUGGUCAAGUACUUGAAGUUAAUUUCAGACACUUGUAGCCAGGUAGGCACACUAAACUUGAAAUAAACUAAAUCUUCCAAGCUUGAAAAAUCUGAAGCACUUAUAAAUAACGUAUUUGCUUGA